Molecule: messenger RNA, 1606 nt
Organism: Galeopterus variegatus (Sunda flying lemur)
Lineage: Eukaryota; Metazoa; Chordata; Mammalia; Dermoptera; Cynocephalidae
Product: ras and Rab interactor 3-like
Exons: 3
Biological process (GO): vesicle-mediated transport
Cellular component (GO): cytosol; endocytic vesicle
Molecular function (GO): small GTPase binding; guanyl-nucleotide exchange factor activity
Source: RefSeq, a predicted model, not a curated record
CCAGCCCAGCCUCCUGUGCCCCCUGCUCCUGCCCCUGCCUGUCCUCUGCCCAGUUGUCCCCCGGUGUCUGCCCCCCACCUCACACCUCAUGCCCCGGGUCCCCCAGACCCUCCAAGCCAGCCCCCCAUGACAGCCUGCGAGAGGCUCCCACACCCUGCCACAGGCCUGGGCCCCCUCAGGGAGGAAGAGAUGAAGCCAGAGGCAGUCCCCAGCCCCCCGCAGCAGGCCCCUGUCCCUCCGUUACCUGUGAAGAAGAGCCUUCCAGCUGCUCCUCCCAGACGACGCAUCUCUGAGAAGCCAUCCCUAGAGGACCAAGGUGCGGGAAUGGCGGCAGAGGGGGACCAGCCAGCUCUUUCCAGGACAACCCUACUCAGCCUGCCUCCCCAGGUGGCCUCAGACAGCCCUGGGGACAAGCCUAAAGGGACCACGGAGCAAGGCCAGAAAGCAGAGGCGAAAGCCAGCCAUCCGGGCGGCCUGCCAGAGCCUCCGAGGAAGACCAAACAACCCCCCGUCCCGCCCCCCAGGAAGAAAAGGAUCUCGCGGCAGCUGGCUUCGGUCCUCCCUCGUCCCUUGGAGAGCGCUGAGCUCUCCACACAGGCGGUAGCCUCUGAGACACCCACGCCUGGUCCACCCCGACAAGGCCAAAGUCCUGCCUCCCAAGAGGGGACUGUGCGCCUCCAGGCCCAGGCCAGUGCCCACCCUCAGAGCUCUCCAGAGUUCAAGGGCUCCCUGGCCUCCCUCUCAGACGGCUUGGGAGUGCCCACCUUGGCCCCGGACCAGGACUCCUACUCAACCAGCAGCACAGAGGAGGAGAUGGAGCAGUUCAGCAGCCCCAGUGUGAAGAAGAAGCCCUCGAUGAUCCUGGACAAGGCGCGGCACCGGCUGAGCUUUGUGAGCUUCAGCAGCGUCUUCCGCGCCUUCCUUUCCAACGACCGCAAGCUGUUCAAGAAGGUGGUGGAGCUGGCGCAGGACAAGGCCUCGUACUUCGGCAGCCUGGUGCAGGACUACAAGGUGUACAGCCUGGAGAUGAUGGCACGCCAGACCUCCAGCACCGAGAUGCUGCAGGAGAUCCGCACCAUGAUGACCCAGCUCAAGAGCUACCUGCUGCAGAGCACCGAGCUCAAGACCCUGGUGGACCCCAGCCUGCACUCCGAGGAGGAGCUUGAAGCAAUUGUAGAGUCUGCCUUGUACAAAUGUGUCCUGAAGCCCCUGAAAGAAGCCAUCAACUCCUGCCUGCAUGAGAUCCACAGCAAGGAUGGCUCAUUGCAGCAGCUCAAGGAGAACCAGCUGGUGAUCCUGGCCACCACCACCACCGACCUGGGUGUGACCACCAGUGUACCAGAAGUACCCGUCAUGGAGAAGAUCCUGCAGAAGUUCACCAGCAUGCACAAGGCCUACUCACCUGAAAAGAAGAUCUCCAUCCUGCUCAAGACCUGCAAGCUCAUCUAUGACUCCAUGGCCCUCGGCAACCCAGGGAAGCCCUACGGGGCAGACGACUUCCUGCCCGUGCUCAUGUAUGUGCUGGCCCGCAGCAACCUGGCGGAGAUGCUCCUCAACGUGGAGUACAUGAUGGAGCUCAUGGACCCUGCCCUGCAGCUGGGGGAGG